GUUCCAGAGGGAAAAAUGGAGGUCCAGCGCAAAACGUCAUCGUCCGGCCACUCACCGCCGUAGAAAGGAAAAUACCAUUUCGUACAUCUCCCACUCUAUAUAAACCCCCUCCCUCUCGGAUUAUCACAAUGCUAGGGUUUCUUCUGUUCCGCGCCGCAACCAUAAUCGUUCAAAGGAAUUGAGGUAUGGGAAAGAGGAAGUCAAAAGCAAAGCCGCCUCCGAGGAAGAGGAUUGACAAGCUCGACACUGUUUUCAGUUGCCCCUUUUGCAACCAUGGCACCAGCGUUGAGUGCAAAAUUGAUAUGAAGAACCUUAUUGGUGAGGCUUCAUGCAGAAUUUGUGAAGAGAAUUUCAGCACUACUGUUACAGCUUUAACCGAACCAAUAGACAUAUACAGCGAAUGGAUUGAUGAAUGUGAGCGGGUUAACAACCCCGAAGAUGAUGAUGCUUAGUUGUGUAUGAUAUAUAACUAGUAAUCUUCUAGGAUAUUGUAGUUCUAUAAUUACAUGAGCCUAUGCAGUGUGAUAUACUAGUUGCUUCAGAUGCCAAGUAUUAAAAGAUUACCAAUAAUCAGGUGAUCCCAGUCUUUGUAAGGAUGCACCUGUUAAGUUUAGCAUCUUCAAUUAAUUUUCUUGCCCUCUUAUGAUGUGUGUUGCCAUCCCCUGUAUGAUUUGUACUGCUAUUAUUCUUGAAUGUUCUCUUAAACUGUGUUAGAUAAAAAUUGCCAUCAAUGAGAUGAAAAAGGGAAAAGGUUACAUUCAGUCACAGUCCACUUCAUUCUUUUAGUUUGCUCUAUCUGAAGUAAAAUGCAGGUCACAAC
Rubroshorea leprosula is the source of this 820-nucleotide messenger RNA. NCBI's taxonomy places the organism in Eukaryota, Viridiplantae, Streptophyta, Magnoliopsida, Malvales, Dipterocarpaceae. The record is from the annotation of a GenBank genome assembly.